AUGAUUGAGUUGAGGACAUACUUUUCAGUGGACAAAGUCAAAGGUUCUACAGCAGACAUCCACCUUUCUGAGCCUGUGAAAGCCAAAGAGACAGAACAUGUGGUGGUUUUUGAAGACUACGGAAUCUUGACACCUCCUGGGCAACACCUUUACCUGGCAUGUCAAACAACUCUCCCAUCCAACGCCGUAGGUGGGACGGAGUGUUUGAUUUUAGCUGUUAUGGCCUGUGACAGGUAUGCAGCCAUAUGUCAGCCAUUACACUACAAUACAGUUAUGAACAAGACAUUCUGUAUAUGUGUGGCUGCUGGAUCAUGGAUUCUUUCCUUUAUCAGUGCUUUCCUCCAUGUUUAUUUUACCUUUCAACUGCCUUAUUGCCGUUCUCACAAUGUUAACCAUUAUUUCUGUGAGAUGCCUCCUUUCUUUCGUCUCUCUUGCCGAGAUACUUGGCCCAAUGAAUUAGCCAAUUACAUCACAGCCAGUAUAAUUGCCAUGUGUUCCUUCCUUUUAAUUCUGAUUUCAUAUAUUCACAUAAUCUCCACUAUUCUGAAGAUCCGUUCUAGUGAUGGAAGAAAAAAAUCUUUCUCCACGUGCACAUCCCAUCUCACAGUGGUCUCUCUGUUCUAUGGCACCAUCUUGACCAUGUAUAUGAGCCCCCACACUGCAUAUUCAAGCAUAGGCAAUACAUUGUCCAUUAUUUAUUCAACUGUGAUCCCAAUGCUGAAUCCUAUCAUCUACAGCAUGAGAAAUAAAGAUGUCAAAAGCACCAUAAGAAAACAAAUGAAAAACAAAAACUAUUUCUGA
Xenopus tropicalis (tropical clawed frog) is the source of this 801-nucleotide messenger RNA. RefSeq names its product olfactory receptor family 5 subfamily DO member 1 (gene or5do1). NCBI's taxonomy places the organism in Eukaryota, Metazoa, Chordata, Amphibia, Anura, Pipidae. The coding region runs from base 1 to 801 and encodes 266 amino acids. Gene Ontology annotation, biological process: signal transduction; detection of chemical stimulus involved in sensory perception of smell; G protein-coupled receptor signaling pathway. The record is from RefSeq and is a predicted model, not a curated record. Gene Ontology annotation, cellular component: membrane; plasma membrane. Gene Ontology annotation, molecular function: G protein-coupled receptor activity; olfactory receptor activity. The transcript has 3 exons.